UACAUACAAAGACAAGUACCCACUUGUAGUAGCAUGCCCACUCCAGUGUACAUCAAGGCUGUCUUGCCCAAGGCUAGUGAGCAGCUUAGUUAACUGACUAAGGCUCAAGCCAUGCUUUUUACUUACUGAAAGGGACAAGCAGCGCAAGCUCACUACUGAAGAGUCUCAUGCAUCUCCCUCCUCCUCUGGUCAUCAGAGAACAUACUCUUGAGCUACAGCACUCCGUGUUACGUAGUUUGUUAACUAAGGAAUAGCUGGAUGAAAGCAUAUUUCAACCCUAUUACUUCACCUAGAAAGGAUAACUUAUAUGAAGAUGCUGGUGUACAUGUUUCUGCUACCUCUUUUUACUGCAGCAAUGAACUUAGAUCUACAGAAUUAUCAUCACCAUGCUGUUCUGGAUCCUCAGGGAAAAUAUAAAAUUUACUGGAUGCACAAGGAAAACAUAAUCACAUUUCUUGUACAGGUGGAGACCCUGGGCUAUGUCGGAUUGGGUUUUUCUCCCAAUGGAGCCAUGGCAUCUUCAGAUAUAGUUAUUGGAGGUGUUGCAAAAAGCAAACCUUAUUUGCAGGAUUAUUUUACAGAUGACAACAGAGUCCUUCACAUGGACCCUCAACAAAGCUAUAAACUUGAAUAUGCAAUGGAAAAUGGAACACAUACAACACUUAAAUUCAGCAGACCUCUGCAAACAUGUGAUCCACAUGAUAAAAAUAUAACGGAAAGCACAGUAAGAGUAAUUUGGGCAUACCAUGCUAAUGAUAUUGAAGCCACUGGUCCAAAUUACCAUGGAUUAAAUCGCGGUCAGAAGAGUUUACGAUUGUUAAAUCCAGAAAGAAAAAAUUAUAUAUCUGAUGAGACUCCAUCUUUCAAUUUCACAAAUCAGUACGUUCCUAUUCCAGAUAAAGACACAACAUAUUGGUGCCAGAUGUUUAAGAUGCCAACACUGGACAAGAAGCAUCACAUUAUUAAGGUUGAACCACUAAUACAGGAAGGUCAUGAGAGUUUUGUACACCAUAUUUUACUGUAUGAAUGUGACAGAGAAGCUGGUGACACAGUACUUGAAUAUGGACAUGAAUGCUAUCACUCCAAUAUGCCUGACAUCUUUCAUACAUGUGAAACUGUCCUUUAUGCUUGGGCAAUAGGUGGGGAGGGAUUUACAUACCCACCCCAUGUUGGCCUAUCCAUUGGAACACCAACAGACCCAACAUAUGUUCUUAUGGAAGUCCAUUAUGACAACCCAUUUCAACAGGAAGGUUUAAUAGACAGUUCUGGAAUUAAACUGCAUUACACCCCCCACACAAGAAAAUAUGAUGCUGGUGUUUUAGAGGCAGGCAUUUGGGUCAGCCUAUAUCACAUGAUCCCACCAGGUAUGCCUGCAUUCAGCUCCGAAGGACACUGCACUAUGGAAUGUUUGGAAGAGGCUCUGAGUCAUGAACAACCAGAUGGAAUCCAUGUACUAGCUGUUCUUCUUCAUGCUCAUCAAGCUGGCCAAGUUCUCCGUGCACGUCAUUUCAGAAAAGGAGAAGAGCAGAAGUUACUUGCAUAUGACAAUGAAUUUGACUUCAAUUUUCAGGAGUUCCAAUAUCUAGAAGAAGAACGAACCAUUCUGCCUGGUGAUCAUUUAAUUACUGAAUGUCAGUACAACACAAAAGGCAGAUCUACUAUGACAUGGGGUGGCCUGAGUACAAGAGAUGAAAUGUGUCUUUCCUAUUUAAUGUAUUAUCCAAGAAUUAAUCUUGCCCGUUGUGAAAGUAUCCCAGACAUAAAGGAGCAGCUUCAGUUCAUUGGAGUGAAGGAAAUAUAUAAACCCGUCACAUCAUGGCCCUUUAUAAUCAAGAGUCCAAAACGCUACAACAAUCUAACUUUUACAGAGGCCAUGAAUGUCUAUCAAUGGUCUAAGAAGAAAGGAAAUUCCUUUAACGAACAUGUUAAACAAAUACCAAUCAACGUCAGAUGUUCUAAACAUGAAAGCAGAGAAUGGAGUGUUCAGGGAAUGCUACUGACACCCCCUGAAGUAAAGACGUAUACUUCAGAAGCACCAGAAUGUGCCUCGUUUUCUUUAGUAUCAUCCUCUGCAGUCUCUUCAACAGUUAGAUAUGUGCUAAUUGUAUUGAGCACAGUAAUACACUAUACAUUUUAAGCGGCAGACAUUGUGCAUUUACAUCCUUUUAUAUAUUGAAAUCCACAUAUAACUGCACUAUUGGAAAUAAGUUUUGAAAAAUAAAACAUUUUUUUUUU
Molecule: messenger RNA, 2235 nt
Organism: Bufo bufo (common toad)
Lineage: Eukaryota; Metazoa; Chordata; Amphibia; Anura; Bufonidae
Gene: MOXD1
Product: monooxygenase DBH like 1
Exons: 12
Coding region: 308-2137 (609 amino acids)
Biological process (GO): norepinephrine biosynthetic process; dopamine catabolic process; octopamine biosynthetic process
Cellular component (GO): secretory granule membrane
Molecular function (GO): dopamine beta-monooxygenase activity; copper ion binding
Source: RefSeq, a predicted model, not a curated record